Alternaria alternata is the source of this 1301-nucleotide messenger RNA. Its product is annotated as inosine guanosine and. The transcript has 6 exons. Gene Ontology annotation, cellular component: cytoplasm. Lineage: Eukaryota; Fungi; Ascomycota; Dothideomycetes; Pleosporales; Pleosporaceae. The coding region runs from base 128 to 1078 and encodes 316 amino acids. Gene Ontology annotation, biological process: nucleoside metabolic process. Gene Ontology annotation, molecular function: purine-nucleoside phosphorylase activity. The record is from RefSeq and is a predicted model, not a curated record.
CCGUCCGAAAAUGUCACAUGUACGAGGCAGACUAUUUCUUUAGAUACCGGAUUGUACUUCUAACCUCCUUUACUUUUACUCUGUUUCAGCAAACACCACAGCGUUCAAGAUGGAGACCAUUUCAGACAUGGCAGCUGCACCCAACGCCUAUGCCCGCGCUACGGAAACGGCCAAAUACGUACGCUCACAAUUGCCAGAAGCACUGCAAUACCCCAAGGUAGCCAUCGUGUGUGGCUCUGGAUUAGGAGGACUUGCCGAGACGAUUGAAUCAGAGCCAAAGGUCGAAUUGGCUUAUGGAACGAUUCCCAACUUUCCAAAGAGUACUGUCGUAGGACAUGCUGGAAAGUUUGUGUUUGGGCACAUUGGACCCCAGAAGACGCCUGUCGCGCUUCUUGUUGGACGAGCACAUUUCUAUGAGGGACAUUCGAUGGACCUGGUUACAUUCGCCACGCGAGUGUGCAAACUGCUCGGUGUCGAAACCAUGAUCGUCACAAACGCAGCUGGUGGUCUUAACCAGACUUACCGCGUAGGAGACAUUGUUUGCUUGAACGACCAUCUCAACAUGGCUGGACUUGUCGGCAUUCAUCCUCUGCGUGGCCCUAACAUCGAGGAGUUUGGCGUUCGUUUCCCACCUCUAUCAGAUGCCUAUGACCUCGACCUGAGGGUGCGGACGCACAAGGCCUGGGCAAAACUAGGGCUGGAUAAGCAGCAACGAAAGCUACAUGAGGGCGUUUACGCAUUUGUAGCAGGACCAACUUAUGAGACUCGGGCAGAAUGCCGAAUGCUCAGUACGCUGGGGGCUGACGUUGUGGGUAUGUCAACUGUACCCGAGAUCAUCGUCGCCAGACACGCUGGAAUGCGCAUUCUGGCAUUCAGUCUAGUAACAAACGUUGCUGUUCUCGAGGCAGGCGCCCGCGGAAAUGAUGCAGCAAUUCAGUCGAUGAACAGGGCGGAACUGACCGAGCAUCUAAGUCAAGGCAAGGCAAACCACGAGGAGGUGCUGGAAGCCGGACGAGAGGCAGCCAAGGACAUGCAGGCUUUGGUCAAGGAGAUAUUGUCCGAUCUCCACAGUCAGUAGCAAGGGUAGCAGUCGCGGGAGGCUAUAGCACCAGACGUCAGCGUGCCUUUCCCUGCGAUCAACGCGGGUAGGCAUAGCACCAAGAAGGUGACCCGAUAUCCAGAAUAGAAUAUAGCAUCCAUCCAGUUGGCCAGAGCACGAACCAAUCUGGCAUCUAUUGAGCCAGAAUGUGGCCAGGCAGAUCUCAAGGCUUGACGACCUUGCCUUUGUUUCGCUUUGCCUU